Messenger RNA from Neohortaea acidophila, 5970 nucleotides. Its product is annotated as nuclear protein 96-domain-containing protein. The transcript has 4 exons. Gene Ontology annotation, molecular function: structural constituent of nuclear pore. Bases 1 to 5970 code for a protein of 1989 amino acids. NCBI's taxonomy places the organism in Eukaryota, Fungi, Ascomycota, Dothideomycetes, Mycosphaerellales, Teratosphaeriaceae. Gene Ontology annotation, cellular component: nuclear pore; nuclear pore cytoplasmic filaments. The record is from RefSeq and is a predicted model, not a curated record. Gene Ontology annotation, biological process: protein import into nucleus; RNA export from nucleus; post-transcriptional tethering of RNA polymerase II gene DNA at nuclear periphery.
AUGUCGUUCGGAUUCGGGAACAACAACAACAACAACAAUACCAACAACACUUUUGGGGGCUUCGGCAGCUCUAAUACAGGAGGAGGCUUCGCUGCGAACCCCGCUUCCACGGGUGGCUCACUCUUCGGAGGCAACACUGCCACUUCAGGGGGGUUCUCUGGGUUUGGCGCCGCGAACAACACUAAUACCGCGGGCUUCGGCGCUCCCAAGCCAGCCUUUGGCGCGUCUACCACAACUACUGGCGGAAGUCUGUUCGGUGGGAACACAGCUACGUCUGGCGGGUUUGGAGGCGGCGGUGGUUUCGGGAACACCGCGAACACCGGAGGAUUUGGAGGGAAUACCAGUGGGGGACUGUUUGGUUCCCAGCAGAAUCAGCCAAAGCCCAGCGGGUUCGGCUCGACCAACACCGGUGGCUCGCUGUUUGGCGGCGCCAACAAUACCACUGGCGGAUUUGGAGGAACGAAUACUGCGACCAGCAAUCCGUUUGGCGGGAGUACCUCAGGUGGCUUCGGGGGCAGCACCAACACGAACACGAAUACCGGUACCGGCGGCUUCGGAUUUGGCGCUGCUUCUACCGGCGCUGCAGCCAACAACAAUGGAACAGCCAACACCCCAUUCAACGCCUUCAGCGAGAAAGACCCAGUGAACAGCUCGACGUCCUUCUACCAGUCCAUCACGUUCCAGCAGCCUUAUGCGAACAAGAGCUUCGAGGAAUUGAGGACGGAAGAUUAUGCCCAGGGCAGACGGUUCGGAAAUACCAACGGUCAGGCUGGUGGCUUUGGGCAGAGUACCGGCUUCGGUGGAUUUGGAGCUACCAACACGACCAGUGCAGGCGGUAGUAUGUUCGGAGGCAACACAGCCACCACCGGCACAAGCGCGUUUGGCAGCAACAACACCGCCACGAAUACCAACACGUUCGGUGGCUUCGGAGGAAACACAAACAACAGCGGGAGUCUCUUUGGGAACAAGCCGGCCCAAACCGGCGGACUGUUUGGUGGGCAGCAGACUGCUGGCACGACCACUGGCGGGUUCGGAUCCACGGCGAACACUGGUGGAAGCGUUUUCGGAGGCGCCAAUAGCGCGUUCGGCGGCACGAACAACAACAAUACCUCCACCACCGGCGGAGGUCUGUUCGGCUCGAACAACAACCAGCAACCUCCCAAGCCGGCCUUCGGGGGCUUUGGGGCCACGAAUACAACCACGAACACCGGUGCAUUCGGAAACACUGCCAAUACGGGUGGUAGCCUGUUUGGUGGCAACAAUACCAACACUGGUGGUUCACUGUUCGGCGGUAACAACCAACAACAGCAGAGCAAUCCCUUUGGGGCCAACAAUACCGCCAACACAGGUGGUAGCUUGUUCGGCAAUAAUGCACCCAAGCCAGCCGGUGGAAGUCUGUUCGGCAGCACCAACAACACUGCCAACACUGGAGGCUCACUAUUCGGUGCUCAGAACAAUCAACAACAGAGCAAUCCCUUCGGCCAGUCGACCAACACUGGUGGGAGCUUGUUCGGAAAUCAAAACCAGAACAAGCCUGCCGGUACCAGCCUUUUCGGUAACAGUACGAAUACUGGUGGGAGUCUGUUUGGUGGGAAUCAAAACAACCAGAGCACUGGAGGUGGUCUCUUCGGCGGCAACAACAACGCCGGUAGCUCGCUGUUUGGAAACGCGAAUAAGCCGCCCGGCGGCAGCCUGUUCGGGAAUACUGGCAACACUUCCAACACUAACUCUGGGCUGUCACUGUUCGGCAACAACCAGCAGAAUCAGCAGAACAACGCCGGCGGUUCUCUAUUCGGCGGCCUCAACAACAAUGCCAAUCAACAAGGCUCCAACUCAGGCUCGUUGUUUGGUGGAAGCCUCAACCAGAGCCAGGGUCCGGCGCGGAACCAGCUCCACGCUUCUCUUACCGGCUCGCCUUACGGCAACGAGCAGCUCUUCUCCUCUCUCGCCGCGCCGUCACCGCCCAUCGGUCCGCUCGCGACACCUCUUAAUGGCGCAAGGCCUUCACCACGCAAGACUCCCAGCUUGCUUGCAAGCGCAAGGGUAAACACUCCCGUCUACAGCCCUCGCGGCGGUUCUUUCGGUCGCACGGGAGGAUAUGGCUUCAACUACUCCACCUACGGCACUCCUGGCUCUGCGUUUACUUCCGGCAGCCUCACGCCCGGUGCAAGCAGCUUGCUUCGACCAACUGGGAGCCUCAGCAGCGCGCUGACUAGCCGCUUGACCAAGAGCUUGAGCGGUGGCAACCUCCGCAGUGACUCGGUCGCCAGUGAAGGACGCAGCUUGCUCCGCCCGAGUGCCUUCUCCCCUGAAGGCACGCCCGGCUCGUAUGCUAACGGCAACGUGCGCAAGCUCAAGAUCGAUCGCAGCCUCCGCACUGACCUGUUUGGACCGGAGCCGAAGGCGAUCGAGACUGUAAAGGAGAAUGAGCCUCCCGCCUUGAGCAAGACUGUGAGCUUCGAAAAGAGCGCCGACCAGGAGAGCUCUACGCCGAAAGCCAACGCGUCAAACGCCCUUGCUAGGACUGAGGAUCGAGAAGACGAUCAGUCCCCGGGCCUGAUCCGUUCCGGGCCGAGCAAAUCGAAUGUCUCCAAGACGCCUGAGAUGGAACAGGUCAAUGGUGCUUUGACUACGGUGCCAGAAGAUGCCGAAGCGCCUCGCUCCGCGCCUGCCUCCAGGCCGGUCGCUCAUACGUCCAAGCCGCACGAGGUGGGCGAUUACUGGACGAAGCCUGCUUUGAAAGACCUGAAGAACAUGUCACGCCAGCAGCUCAAGAACGUCGGCAACUUUGUUGUUGGACGCGAAGGCGUUGGGCGCAUCGAGUUUGGCUCUGUCGAUCUCACCAACACCCCGCUUGAAGACAUUUGCGGCAAUGUCGUUCAACUCAACCCUCGCUCCGCCACGGUAUACCAGGACGACCAGGACAAGCCGGCAAUGGGAAAGGCGCUCAAUGUCCCGUCCACCAUCUACCUCGAGAACUCUUGGCCUCGGUCCCAUGGUGGCCGCAAGCCGGUGACUACCAAGAGUGGCAAGGAGUACGAGAAGCACAUUGCUCGCCUCAAGCGUGUGGGCGGCACUCACUUCCUCAACUACGAUCCAGCCACUGGCGUGUGGAGCUUCAAGGUCGAUCACUUCACCACCUACGGUCUUGAUGAUGACGACGAGGAGUCGGACUUUCCGGAUGACAGCAAGAUGGUCGAUCCAUCGAGCCCCCUCAGCGACGCUCCUGAGACCCCCACAGCUCCGCAAGACCUUACCAUGCAAAGCGUCGACACUGGCACGGGCGAAGUGGACGAUACUUUUGAGUUCAUGCUUGACCGUCGCUCCCAACUGAUUGUGCCGGGUGGGUUUGACGAGAGUGCUAUGUACGACUUUGCCGAUGUGGAAGCCAACGAGAGGUUGGAGGAGCCGGAGCAGCACGUGAUGUGCGGCGGACUCGGCGAUGCUGAGAUGAACAAUCUGUUUGUGUCUCCUGGCGGUGCUGUGCAAGCUCCAUCACCUGGAGCAGUGGAGCGCUACCACUCGAGCCUGAUGGAGCCCGAUGAUGACCAGGAGGCGGAGGAACAAGGGAUUCCUGGCUCCUUCGUCGAAGACCCGAAGCCUACUCGCUCCAUCUUGAAGGCCGGCACCGCCCUCAGCAUGCUUGCCUCGCCUCAAAAGCUGGCGACUGAGAGCUGGGAGGAGCAAUUGCAGCGCACUUUGAGCCCUCGCAAGCGCGAUCGCCAAGCUUUGAAGGAGAUGCAGCAUAGCUUCUUGCGUGCUCGUGCCGACGACUUGAUGUCAAGCCCCUUCAAACAAAGCAUGCUCGGUCAGAGUGUGUUGGGCCAAAGCUAUCUUGCCCAGAAGAGCGCAAAGAAGGCAAACACGGCGGCAACCCAUGCCGUCGCUCCUCAGGAGCUCGGGAAGAGCCAGGCGUUCCGCACCGCAAUGGAUCUUAUGGAUUCUAUGUACUCGCCGGAGAAGCCGGGACGAAAGGCUGGCGCGGAAUGCACAUCCUUCACCACGCACGUUCAGGAUAUGUGGGUCAGCAAUUUCCCCCAUUCCAAGAAGCCUCGCCAUUCGACUUCCGACGCUGACGAUGCCGCGUGGCACGAAACGAUGAAGCCGCACUUCUCCAACGACGGCACCCUGGUGUACUCCGUCCCAGCCUCGUGGCCUCAACACUUCGGAGAACUGUCGACCACCAUGCGCCCUGUAGUCAGCGAGCACCACGACGUGCGCUUCGGCCGCUUCACACCCGCCUCUGACAUCAAUGCUAUACCACUGCUCGCGCAAAAGAUAGUCACCAACGUCGAAAUCUCGACCGGCUUUCCGAUCGCGUACCCGCCAGAGGACAUUCUCUUCUCCUCGCUGAGUGAGAACGUGGACGACUCGCCGGCCUUUCCCGAGCGCGAGAGAGCGUUGUGGCAGCUCUGCAGUAUCUUGUACGAUCCCACUCGCCACGGGUGUCGUCAGCUCCUAGAGGGCGUGUCAUCCGAGCAGCUCGCACAACUUGCACCGCAUGAGGAACGCAUUCGGCUGGAUACUGUGACCGCCUUCUGGGCGCACCUCGUCACUCCCUCCGUUCAAGAGGGGCUCAAGCGCGCUCGUUCAGCCGAGGAGAAGGCGCUGCUUUUGCUGACGCAGAAUGAUGUCCCCGCGGCUUGCGACGUGCUGAUCGAAGCGAAGGACUUUAAACUCGCCAUGUUUGUUGCGCAGUUGCCGACUACCGAGCAGAGUCAGGCGAUGAUGAAGAAGCAGAUUGACGCAUGGCGCGACCGGAACGACUGGAGCGAGAUGAGCGAUGCCGUUCGCGCGCUGUACUCCAUCCUUGCCGGCGAGCUGUGCACGGUUGUGGGCAAGUCUGGCGCUGCGGAGGAUAGGGCGGCGGAGUUUAAUCUUGCGGAGAGGUUUGGCCUCAGCUGGCAGCAGAGUCUUGCGCUGCGGUUGAACCUUGGAGGCUACGCGACCGUCCAAGACGCGGUGGAGGCAUAUCACGCGCAGCUGGAGAGUGGACGUGAGAAGACAGUACCGUUCAGCACGACUACAAAUGGCUCGAAGACAGACGAUGUCUUGAUGGAGCUCCUCCGCCUCUACGCCGGCUUCCCGAACACGGCCAAACUACUCGACCCGAACGUGACGUCCGGCAGCCCUAUGGAUGCCAGAGUAAGCUGGCAGCUCGCGUCGCUUCUCAGCGCAAGCAAGCACUGCAAAAUCUCGAGCAACGAGCUGGACCAGCUUGCCUAUGAGUAUGCAACGCAGCUCGAAUCUGCCGGCAAAUUCGUCACGGGCGCAUGGAUCACUCUUCACAUUCGCGAUCCACAAGCGCGGCAGCGCGCCCUCGGUGCACUGCUCAACCGCCACGGCGACAAGAUUUCCACACCUGGUGACCAUACCGUCGAAGACAGCAAGACAUUCGAGUACCUCACGCAAGACAACAAGGUCCCCUCCGCGCCCGUGUGGAGAGCAAAAGCGCUGUACGCGAAGGCCGGGCUGCACAAUCCCGGUCUGCAGGCUGAAUGGCUUCUCCGCGCCGGCGAUCUGGAUGCAGCGCACGAGGUGCUGUGCACGACUGUGGGCCCGCAAGCCGUGAUUGAGCAGGACUACGCUCUGCUGGCGAAUCUGCUGCAGCAAUUUGGACAGCGGAGAGUGGGUGGGUGGGAGCGAGGGGGAGAAGUGUACGCGGAUUACCACCAGCUUGUGCGUGCGAGGCAGAGCGGUGGUGCCAGUGGUGGGAGACUCAGUGCGGGUGUGCAGGCUGCUAUGGUGCGGUUCAGACGGGGGUUGGAUGCGUUGAAGGAGGGGGAUGCGAGUGGGAAGUCGAGGGGGUUACUGGAGACUGUGGCUGUGAUUGAGAUGAGGAAAGUUCUGGAGGAGAUGGAGAGGGGGGAGGGAGUUGUGGAGAAUGAGGGAUUGGGCAUGGGCGUGAAGGGCGAGGUGGGAGGAGAGAUGUUGCGCCGGUAUCAGCGUGCGAUGGGCAGUGUGGUGUGA